Ceratina calcarata is the source of this 1225-nucleotide messenger RNA. RefSeq names its product ntrilase and fragile histidine triad fusion protein NitFhit (gene NitFhit). NCBI's taxonomy places the organism in Eukaryota, Metazoa, Arthropoda, Insecta, Hymenoptera, Apidae. Bases 52 to 966 code for a protein of 304 amino acids. The record is from RefSeq and is a predicted model, not a curated record. Gene Ontology annotation, molecular function: hydrolase activity, acting on carbon-nitrogen (but not peptide) bonds, in linear amides; bis(5'-adenosyl)-triphosphatase activity. The transcript is spliced from 6 exons. Gene Ontology annotation, biological process: nucleobase-containing compound metabolic process.
ACGAAAUGUUCGUAUCUGUAAAACGACGUGUAAAAUAAAUAAACGAUAAGCAUGCGUUUCAGUAGCAGCUUUACUAUUGUUAAAUAUCACAGCAAGCAAUUUGCAAGAUAUUAUAGCAUCAUGGCAAAUCCACUGGUGGCAGUUUGCCAAAUGACAUCGACAAAUGAUAAGGACAAGAAUUUAGAGACCGUGAGAAAACUAGCUGAGAAAGCUAAAAGCAAAUCAGCCUGCAUUGCAUUCUUCCCUGAAGCAUGUGAUUAUUUAGCAGACAACAAAAAAGCUACGGUAGCCAUGAGCCAAUCGUUAGAUGGACCAACAGUAGCGAGUUACAAAGAAAUUGCAAAAACCAACAGGAUUUGGUUGUCGUUAGGCGGAUUACACGAAGCAUUGAGUAACAACGAGACCCACAUAAGCAAUACUCAUGUUCUAAUAAACAGCCAAGGAGAAAUUGUUGGUGCCUAUCGUAAAAUGCAUUUGUUUGACAUGGAUAACAAGUCUACUGGCGUUAGAUUAAUGGAAUCGGACUAUGUUUUACCAGGACAGAAAAUUGAGCCACCGAUAUCGACACCAAUUGGGAAACUGGGACUUAGCAUUUGUUACGAUAUGCGUUUUCCCGAAUUGUCACUCUCAUUAAGAAACAUGGGAGCAGAAAUACUUACGUAUCCAUCGGCAUUUACAUACCAAACGGGUGCUGCACAUUGGGAAAUAUUAUUGCGUGCCAGGGCCAUAGAAACGCAGUGUUACGUCGUAGCCGCAGCUCAAACUGGUACGCAUAAUAAGAAGAGAGUCAGCUGGGGUCAUGGAAUGAUUAUAGAUCCUUGGGGAACAGUGAUAGCACAGUGUAGCGAGAAAACCGAUUUGGUAGUGGCAGAAAUUGAUCUGGAGCUUUUAAAACAGAUUCGGGAAAAUAUGCCAUGCGAAAAUCAUCGACGCACGGACUUGUAUCCAAAAAUUACGCCGUUAUAAUUCUCGCGAUACAUUCACACUUAUACGAGGUGUAAAUCACCUCAUUCUCCGUAAGACCAAACGUUCGUCUCAACGUCCAUUCAACAAGGAAUAGAAAAUGUAAUGAAUAUUACAUUUCGUUAAUAUACAUAUAUAAAAUGAACAUUUAUUAUGAUACACUUUAUUGUACAUAGUGUUUAAUAACUUAUUUUAAAUACAAAUUCGUUUGUACCAUUUAAAAAUGUAGAAUGGGUGGAAAUAUACUGCUAUUUUUGGAUAA